AUGACGCCAGGCAAACUACACAAGCAUCAUCUUACUCCACACUCUCCGGAGCACUUGACCCUGUACCGGCUCAGUCAACGACCCAUCUCCCCAUACUCAGCUGUCCCACAUUCGUUCAGUGGCAGCUAUGAGGCAUCUUCUGCUCGCUCCACUUACCCAUACCCUGAGAGGAACGUUUUGCACCCUGCCAAAUAUACGACCAACAUGCCGCCCGCUGCGCCCCAAAAGAUGUACAAGACUGUCAUUCCUUCGGGAUUUCAUCGGCUCCCGCAGCCAGUUAUCACUGACAAAUCCGCCUCUCCAUCAUCGUGGAGUAGGAUUGGAUCCCAGCAUGCUGCCAUCAAAUUUAACAGGAAGGGCGGGGGGACGCCGUUCCGUGUCGACGAACUGACUGAGCUCGAAGAUAAGCCAGAGGUGGAAGGAGGCGAUGACCAGGUCUUUAGUGGCAUAGGGGAGAGAUUUAUUAAGGUCUUCAUUACGUGGCCUGGAUACAGUCAAUUCGUUGUUGAAAGACGGAUCUGCACCGAAAAUGGAACUCUCAAGAAGGAGAGAUUGCUCAAGUUGUUGGCGAAGUACAUCGAGGACCUCGUGCACGAUAUCCACCGAAAAUCGAUAACUGUGGAAAAAGGAUACGAGAAAUACGGGCUUGAGUGGAAGCCACGUGGGUUUCUCAGUAUCUGGAGAGACUGUUUGAUUACUAGUCUUGUUCAUAAAUCGGGAUCACACUGGCAGAUAGAACUUCAUGUAAGGGCUUGA
Messenger RNA from Suillus bovinus, 756 nucleotides. RefSeq lists its product as uncharacterized. Bases 1 to 756 code for a protein of 251 amino acids. Lineage: Eukaryota; Fungi; Basidiomycota; Agaricomycetes; Boletales; Suillaceae. The transcript is spliced from 5 exons. The record is from RefSeq and is a predicted model, not a curated record.